Molecule: messenger RNA, 675 nt
Organism: Rotaria sp. Silwood2
Lineage: Eukaryota; Metazoa; Rotifera; Eurotatoria; Philodinida; Philodinidae
Source: the annotation of a GenBank genome assembly
AUGCCUGGUGCCAGUUUAAAUUAUCAUUCUUCAUUAUCUGUUGAUGAAACAACAGCAUAUUCUCGACGUAUUCAUCCAUCUCAACAAUAUUAUUAUCAAUCAGUUGAAUCGUCGAGUUUUUAUACGUAUCAAUCUCAAUUAUCAAUACAAAAUGAUCAUCAACAAAAAUCUUCAUUAUCAACAACAGAUACAAAAAAAUGUGAAUGGAAUGAACUUGAAGUUACGGGUAAUGUUCGUAAUUUAUCACCAAUCUUAUGGACAUUAUCACAAUUAACUGUUUUAUAUUUAAAUGAUAAUCAAUUAACACGAUUACCAUCUGAGAUUGCUUGUUUAACAAAUCUAGUCACACUUGAUUUAUCGAAUAAUAAAUUAAGAAAUUUACCAUCAGAAAUCGGUGAACUUAUAUCAUUACGUGAAUUAAAUUUAACAAAUAAUAGUAUUCGAAAUUUACCUUAUGAAUUAGGUAAAUUAUUUCGCUUACAAAGCUUAGGAUUAAUGGGGAAUCCAUUACCAGCUGAAAUAUUUACAAUUUAUACUGAACCAAAUGGUUUACAAAAAUUAUUAACUUAUUUUCUUGAUAGUUUACCAUCAUCUCUUAAUGGUAUAAUAGAAAAAAAAGAUUUUUUUUUCGCUUUUUUCUUUCUUUUCUUUUUUCUCAAUUCACGAUCGCCAUGA